Cladocopium goreaui is the source of this 2325-nucleotide messenger RNA. The record is from the annotation of a GenBank genome assembly. Lineage: Eukaryota; Dinophyceae; Suessiales; Symbiodiniaceae.
AUGACAGAUGCUUGUUCUCAGCUUGUGGGUUCCCUUGGUGAUCUUCGCGCUGCUGUUGAUGAAAUUUUCCGACGUUCCAGGAUUACCGUGCCUUCUAUCAGCGUAGCUGAGCUGGACCGCGCAGUGUGUGCUUUAGAUGUUUCACGCGAACAGCUAGAAACUUAUGGGUACCAUCUGGGUAGGCCAAGUUACAGAUCGGCUCGUAAUGAACCUUCUGGGAGCGCUCGCAACAGAGGAGGUAGGCCAACAAAGGUUUCAGAUGCUACCUUGCAGACUUUGGUUGCGAAGGUUUUGGAAAAAUACUUGCAAGACAGUGAGCGCAUUGUUGUGGUUGGGCGCGGUGCACGGCGCAAAAUGGUUCUUGCCCGACAUCUUUCCCAGAAGAGGUUUGUCAUAUACAAAGCCGAGCCCGACAUCAACAACAUGAUGAGCAGCCCAACAUUCAACCGCAUGCUGAAAAAGCAUUUCCCCCACGUAAAGCCACCAAAACGAUUGACUGACGUUUGUGAACACUGCCUGCACCUGCGUCGCAGUCUCCUGCCGCAUGCGAAAAGAAGCUUAGACAAAGCCAGGAAAGACAUAGAGUCGGUGCUGCCAAACUAUUUCCAAACUUUUGACGCGUCUGCCGAAACCGCUGCUGCUUUGCAAGAGGAAGAUUGCUUUGCUUUGCUAUGUCGCUUUGUCGCCUUUGUCGAAAACACGAAUUUCUAUGAAUCCAGGAAUGCUGCCCGCAUGGCUUUGCCUGUCCCUGUGCGCUUGAACCUGCACCAAGAAGAAGCUCGCGUCCUUCACAACCUUAAGUCCCACAUAGAGCUUCUAGAAGCGUACAGAUGGCAUCAAAUUUCAGCCCGAAGACAAGAGAAGUCUUUACAGAAUCUUCGCGAUGGAGGUCUUCCACCGGAAGGAUUGCUUGUGCAAAUAGAUUUUAAGGAGAAUGUGCGGUAUCCUUUAAGUCGCGAAGAAACAGGCGCCGAGUGGCAUGCGCAGAACAAGCUUUCCUUGACUGUUUUUGGAGCUAGCAUCAUUGCCCCACUUCGAACAGGAGGUCACAAAGAAUUCUAUGUUCUGUUGGUUUCAGAAAUUUUGGAUCACGAUGCGCAAGCUGCCAACAUGAUGUUAAAUACAAUCUUGGGGGUCAUCAAGCAGCAUCCGCUAGUCGAUUGGAUGCGAAUUGGCACAAUGUGGCUUGUUUGCGAUUGUGGGCCACACUUCCGUUCCUAUGAAAACGCUGCCCACUUCCUCUACACGCUGGUGAAGACUCUCAAGCUGCAGGUCCAUGUUCUGUAUCUAGGUGAGCAGCAUGGAAAAGGUGCUUGUGACCGCUUGUUUGGCUGGACAAAUGAGUGGCUCACAGUUUACGUCCAACAUUCUCCUGUCCAUGGCCUUCCUAGCCUUGUUGAUGCGUAUUCCAGAGGCGCGGAACGCAUGAUGCGUGAAGACCCAACUGGCCCCAAAUUCCUCAUUAAAACCUUUGACCCUGGAGAGAAACGGCCCUCAUCGCGCAACACUUUCCAAUGCCCUGGCUUCAAGAUAACCCGCACGUACAGCCUCUCUGCAAAGCCCAGUGUGUAUUCUUCGUCUGGCGUUUCCAUUCGGGACAAUGUUUUCAGUGACAUGUCUGCCACGGAGAUCCUGAGUGGCUGGUCCAUUGCUGACUUUGUGACGCCCCUCGAGAAUGAAGUUUGGCGCCGUGGGUACUAUGACAAGCCUCGUGCUUGGGAAUCUGUUGGCCCUCAAGCAGGAAGCAAGGAAGCAAGGAAGCAAGGAAGCAAGGAAGCAAGGAAGCAAGGAAGCAAGGAAGCAAGGAAGCAAGGAAGCAAGGAAGCAAGGAAGCAAGAUAGCAAGGAAGCAAGGAAGCAAGGAAGCAAGGAAGCAAGGAAGCAAGGGAGGAAGGAAGGAAGGAAGGAAGGAAGGAAGGGGAAGGAAGGAAGGAAGGGGAAGGAAGGGGAAGGAAGGGGAAGGAAGGGGAAGGAAGGAAGGGGAAGGAAGGAAGGGGAAGGAAGGAAAAGGAAGGAAGGAAAAGGAAGGAAGGAAAAGGAAGGAAGGAAAAGGAAGGAAGGAAAAGGAAGGAAGGAAAAGGAAGGAAGGAAAAGGAAGGAAGGAAAAGGAAGGAAGGAAAAGGAAGGAAGGAAAAAAGGAAGGAAGGAAAAGGAAGGAAGGAAAAGGAAGGACGGAAAAGGAAGGAAGGAAAAGGAAGGAAGGAAAAGGAAGGAAGGAAAAGGAAGGAAGGAAAAGGAAGGAAGGAAAAGGAAGGAAGGAAAAGGAAGGAAGGAAAAGGAAGGAAGGAAAAGGAAUGGGUUUUUUCGCGAGCUUGCGGGUUCGUAG